GGAGAUAAUUCUGAAGAAAGUGGAAGAAGAAAAACUAAGAGUGGAAAAUAGCUUAAGCCAAGAGCUGGAUAAACUGCAACAGCAGAUCAUUCAUAAAGAACAAGAGUUAUCCCAGAUGUCAUCUGUCAUGAAAGAACAUGCAAACAACAUUGAGGACCUGAAGGUCAAAUUGACUGAGACCCAAACAAUAAAAGCAAUAGCAGGAAGUCAGCAUGAACAGAAUGAAGCUGCACUCAAGUCCAAGCUGGAAUUGCUAGAGAUGGACAUUGAGGAUAAGGACACAAUGAUUGAAGGUUUGAACACCCAGCUGGCCAACACAACAAGCCAGUUGCAAAACUGUCAGCAGGAGAAGAAUAACCUGAUGGCUGCUGUCCAACAAAUGGAAACUGAAUUGUCUGAAGUGAAAGCAGAAUUACAGUCCGGGACUGAAAAGUUGGCAUCGUGUCAGCAGGAAAAUGGUGCUCUGAAAGAUGGCAAUAUUAAUUUAAAAACGAACCUGUCAGAAAUCCAAUCAGUGCUUCUGAGCAAGGAAGCCACUCUGCACGAGCUUGAGUCAGAAUGUGACAAGUAUCAGGUCAUGAUAAAAAAUAAUGAAAACCUGAUUAAUCAAUUACAGAAUAAGGAAGAAAUUCUCACAGCCAGUCUUAGUGAAAUACAGAAUGCUUUGGCAGAGGAGAAAAACUUACUAGUCUCAAAAAGUUCAGAGGUUGAAAGUCUUAGCCAAAAUUGUGCUGGUCUUUCUGAAGAACUGGACAAUACUAAAAGACAACUUGCUGAGAAACAUGUUGUGACUGAAGUACAGAAGCAAAGUCUGAACCAGUUGGAAGUUAAACUGGAGCAAUUGGUGGCUGAGCAGAAAAUGCAAGAAACUAAAAAUCUUGAACUGUUGGAGCAAAUGAAAAAACAGGUUGAUGAAAAGGAUGAGGAGUUGAUCCAAAAAUGUUCCUUGUUAAAAGAUCUGGAGAACCAGACUGAUGACCUGAAGGGUAAACUGGCAGAAUCACUAAAGCAGAAAUCUGGAGGCGAGCAAGAACAUGAACAAGAGGCUGCAUUGUUGAGGGCCAAGCUGGACAUGUUGGAAAUGGAUGUGCAAGAUAAAGAUGCCAUCAUUCAAGAUCUGAACACACAGUUGGAGAACUUAAACAACCAGUUAAGAAAUCUAUCCAAUGAAAGGGGCCAAUUGUUAAGCUCAACAGCUUCCAUGGAAUUAUCUGUAUCUGAGUUGAAUGCUGAACUAAGCACAGCAAAAGAAAACUUGUCCAGAGCCAAGCUCAGAGAAGAUGAGAAUGUGGACAGACUCAAGAACCUGGAAGCAACUUUGGCAGAAAUGAGACUUUGUGUGGGGAAAAAAGAUGAUGACCUGUGUGAGC
This is a messenger RNA of Lymnaea stagnalis (great pond snail), 1370 nucleotides long. NCBI's taxonomy places the organism in Eukaryota, Metazoa, Mollusca, Gastropoda, Lymnaeidae. The record is from the annotation of a GenBank genome assembly.